Molecule: messenger RNA, 1011 nt
Organism: Castor canadensis (American beaver)
Lineage: Eukaryota; Metazoa; Chordata; Mammalia; Rodentia; Castoridae
Source: RefSeq, a predicted model, not a curated record
AUGACAGGCAUGGGUAACAUUGCCUUGGCAACCAGGAAGGAAGGAGAUGACAUCCUGUGUACUGGAACAGAUAACCAGACGUUGUUGAGUGAAUUUAUUCUCCUUGGCCUAUCCCAUGACUGGAACACUCGUUCUCUCUUUGUCCUGUUCUUGGUCAUGUACCUGGUGACAGUACUGGGGAACUUUCUCAUUGUUGUUCUGAUCAAAGUGGACAGCCGACUCCACACUCCCAUGUAUUUCUUUCUCACCAACCUAUCCCUUGUGGAUGUGUCUUAUGCUACAAGCAUAGUCCCUCAGCUGCUGGUGCAUUUUCUUGCAGAACAUAAAGUGAUUUCAUUCCUGGGCUGUGCAGCCCAGUUAUUCUUCUCUCUGGCCCUGGGUGGGGUUGAGUUUGUUCUCCUGGCAGUGAUGGCCUAUGACCGCUAUGUGGCAGUGUGUGAUCCCCUGCGAUACUUUGCCAUAAUGCACGCAGGACUGUGCAGGAUGCUGGCCGUCACAUCUUGUGUUAGUGGCUCCAUCAACUCUCUUAUGCAGACAGCUAUUACUUUUCAGCUUCCCAUGUGCACAAACAAGUAUAUUGAUCAUAUAUCCUGUGAACUCCUAGCUGUGGUCAGACUGGCCUGUGUGGAUACCUCCUCCAAUGAGAUUGUAAUAAUGGCUUCCAGCAUCAUUCUUUUGAUGACACCCUUCUGCCUGGUUCUAUUGUCCUAUGUCCAGAUCAUCUCCACCAUCCUGAAGAUCCAGUCCACAGUGGGAAGGAGGAAAGCUUUCCACACCUGUGCCUCUCACCUCACAGUGGUAGCCCUAUGCUAUGGCACGGCCAUUUUCACCUACAUCCAGCCCCACUCCAGCCCCUCUGUCCUUCAGGGGAAGUUGAUCUCUCUUUUCUAUGCCAUCUUGACACCCAUGCUGAAUCCCAUGAUUUAUAGUCUGAGGAAUAAGGAGGUAAAGGGGGCCUGGCAGAAACUAUCAGGACAAUUCUCUGGACUGACAUCCAAACUGGCAAUUUGA